Euleptes europaea (tarantolino) is the source of this 1470-nucleotide messenger RNA. RefSeq names its product mixed lineage kinase domain like pseudokinase (gene MLKL). The transcript has 10 exons. Gene Ontology annotation, molecular function: ATP binding; protein kinase activity. Bases 1 to 1470 code for a protein of 489 amino acids. The record is from RefSeq and is a predicted model, not a curated record. Lineage: Eukaryota; Metazoa; Chordata; Lepidosauria; Squamata; Sphaerodactylidae. Gene Ontology annotation, biological process: protein phosphorylation; cell surface receptor signaling pathway.
AUGGACACUGUGAUGAAUAUUCUGGGUGUUGCACAAGCCAUCUAUGCUCAGUACGAGCGUGUGAAGUGCUGCAAAUGCCAAAGCCGACGCCUUGUGGAGCGCAUCCAGAUUCUCAUGCGUCCCAUCAAGACUUUCCAGGCCCAGCCCACCAAAACGGUCUCUCCCCAGCUGGAGGAGAUGCUGCAGAAACUACUAAGCUCCCUGGAGAAGGCCAAGAGGCUGCUGGUGAAAUACAGCCACCAGAACUGGAUGCAGAAAUUCCUGAAAGCAAACGAAGCACUGGAAGAGUUUUCAAGCGUGAACGAGCAUCUCAGCGAUGCAGCGGAAGGGCUGUCAUUGCUGCUGCAGGUGGAGCAGACCUUCAAGGAAAGUUUUCGGAGAGACGUCCUGCACCGGGAGAACAACCAAGACUUUGAGGCGGACAGGGUGUCCUGGGAAGAGAUGCUCAAAAACAGCAAAGAAGCCAGGGAUGGUGUGGAAAACAUCCAGUGUGGAGUAAUACAAAUUCAGAACAAAUUGGAUGAAGUUUUGCAAAAGUUGGAUGCAGGUCAGAGAACUUCCACAGCAGAUGUGGAAACUAUCGAGAUAGAGAAAAGGUUCCUUACUAAGUGGACCCUUUGGAAGGAGUUCGAAAACCACGUGCUUUACAAAGGAGAGUAUCACAAGUCCCCCGUGGCUAUCAAAGUCUUCAAAAACCCAGUGAUCACCAGCACACAGAAAGUGAGAGAGCUCUUCAGGAAGGAGAUCAAAGCGAUGAAGAGAUUUGAGUCCCCUCACAUCAUUCGUAUGUAUGGCAUCUGCAUAGACGAGAGCGGUCCAAGACCCGAAUUCUCCAUUGUCACAGAAUAUUGUGAGAAAGGCACCCUGCGGGAUGUGGUGAGGAGAGAACCAGACUUAUCCUGGAAGAUUCGCUUGCAAAUGGCACUUCAUGCUGCUGUUGGCUUGUACAGGUUGCAUCAGACUGGGGACAAGUCUCAGCUGCACGGCUCCAUCAACAGCAACAGAUUCCUGGUUGCUGAAGGCUACAAUGUUAAACUGUCAGGAUUUGAACUGUCUCAAACAGAGUCGUCUCUCCGAAGGAAACACAAGGAGAAAAAAGGGAAAGAUAUCUCUCCUUCGGCCUACGUCUGCCCUCAGGGCCUGGCAUCAGUGAAUCAUAUAUAUGACCUGCCAAGUGAAAUCUACAGCUUUGGCAUUGUGCUGUGGGAGAUCGCAACUGGCAAGAUCCCUUUUAGAGGGUACACUUCACAGGAGAUCUAUCAGAAAGUUUAUAAGGAAGGCUACCAAGAACCCCUGGGAGAAGACUGUCCUGCUGGCCUGCGGGAGGUCAUCAACCACUGCCGGAACUACCAGCCUUCUAAACGCCCAUCAGCUGAAGGUAGGACCCUCCUAGCUAAAGGACAAUCUCCUCCCAUGCAUCCAUCUAUUGUGGAUUCUCUCUUGACCAUCUCUACCACAACUGUGACCUAA